UGUUUUUAAUGCAUGUGCUAAACUUGCUAAUGAUCGAGCAAUGAAAAUUGGAAAAAAACUUCUUGAUAAUAUGCCUAAUGAUUAUCGAAAUAAUAAUAUUCUAUUAAAUUCAGCAAUAGAUAUGUUAAUGAAAUUUGGUGAUGUUCAAAGUGCUGAACGCAUAUUUGAUUCAAUCAAGAAGAAAAAUAUUAUUAGUUAUGGUGCUCUAAUGAAUGGUUACAACAUCAAUAGUAAACCAUGGAAAUGCUUUAAAAUUUUGGAAGAAAUGAAACAACAAGGUGUUGUUCUGGAUGAGCACGCAUGUAAUAUACUUAUUGGUACAUGUUCAAAAAUUGGUAUGAUUCGAGAAUGUCAGUACAUUAUUGAUCAAAUUCCUUUGCAUAUUCAAAAUCUGAAACAAAUACAAACUUCAUUGAUUCAUAUGUGGAGUAAAUGUGGUUCUAUUGAAAAGGCACAAAAUAUAUUUAAAUCAGUUCACGAUCAGGAUAUAAUGAUAUACAAUGCAAUGAUUAGUGGAUUUGGACUUAAUGGAAUGGGUCUUGAAGCUAUUGAAUUAUAUAGAAAAAUGCCGAAUGAAUUGCAAAAUGAAAUUACACAUAUUUGUGUAUUAAAUGCAUGUUCUCAUUCAGGUCUUCUUGAUCAAGCUCGAAAUAUCUUCAAUGAAAUUCCUUUAAAAACAGAAAAAAUCGUAACUGCUAUGACUGAUUGUUUAAGUCGUUUGUUUUUAUUUGAUGAAGCAGAAAAAUUGAUAGAUGAAUAUGAAAAGACAAAUUCACCAAGUUUUAUCAUGUAUUCGUGUUUAUUAUCUGGUGUACGUAAUAAUCGGAAUAAAAAAUUAUCUGAGAAGAUCUAUAAUCGAAUGAAAUCUUUGUUUCCUGAUGAAAAAGAAGGUCUUACAUCAAGUGUAAUUCUUGUAUCGAACCUAUAUUCAUCUGUUGGUGAACAUCAACAAGCAAAAGAAUUUCGAUUAAGUCAAAUAAAAGAAUUAGGAAAGAAAGUCAAAGCAGGUUUAUCAUGGACUGAUGGAAGUGGUGAAAUUGUGGCAUUUUCGGCUAAUGAUAAUUCUCAUCCUCAAUUAGCCGAAAUUCAUGAUGAAGUUAAUCGAAUGACAUCUGAAGUGAUAAAACUUGGUUACAAGUGCGAUUCUUCCUGGGUUACUCGUGAACUACGGGAAGAAGAAACAAUUGAAUCAGCUUUAGGUGGUCAUAGUGAAAGAUUGGCUUUAGCCUUUAAUUUUAUUCAAAGACCUGUUCCAGAUUUUAUUCAAAUCACCAAAAAUCUUCGUAUUUGUGGUGAUUGUCAUGCAUAUACAAAACUGGUGGCUAAAGCUCGGCAACGUGACAUCAUCAUUAGGGAUGCUAAUCGCAUCCAUCAUUUUCAUAAAAAUGGACAAUGUUCUUGUCAAGAUCAUUUUUGA
This is a messenger RNA of Rotaria sordida, 1417 nucleotides long. Lineage: Eukaryota; Metazoa; Rotifera; Eurotatoria; Philodinida; Philodinidae. The record is from the annotation of a GenBank genome assembly.